CCACAUCCUGUCUUCAUCAUGCCCAUAUUUCAUGACGACCCUCCCGAAUCCACUCCACCCAGCCGGCAGGUCUCCCGACCUUCGCCUCCCAGAGAGUUGAGAAGAGCUUGGGACUUCCAGCCUGUGCAGAGUGGCUUCGACCCCAAUAUCGGUCCAACCAAGCACUCUGUGACCUCUCAUUUUGACCCUCCAUUUCCCAUGUCCGACCGCGCAGACUUGAUUGAACAGAUAAAGAGGGCAAACACCCCUGUAUGGCAGCAUAACACAACCCGCCAUCAUGACUCCAGGCCAUCCUCUCGGGAGGGUGCCAAAACUCCAGUUCGUUCUCCAAUCCGCAUCAGAUCCCCCCGGCCUUCAACACCUGAUCCUCUGCGGGACCAUGCGGCUGUGGGCCUGGAAAUCGAGCGUCCUAGGUCUGCCUUGCAUUCGGGCGAUUUCAGGGAAAAGAAGGAACGCACGACACAUGGUCAAGAUCUCAUAUCGAACACCGCACCUCUAGCCACCUCGCCCAUCGUACCCUGGCACCAAUCUUUUCCAGUAGCAGCACGUCCUCCGAGCAGAACGGGACCAUCUUUCUCUUUUACCGAUACCCGGCAUCAUCAUGAUCAGCCAACUACACGUGCCCGAGCGAUAUCACAGUCAUCUUUCGCUUCUUUUGCCUUCAUGCCCCCCACGAGCCCACUAGUACAGCAGUCCAACAACACAGAUCUCGAUUUUUCUUCAAGACCUGGGUCUCGACAAACCUCUCCAAGUCCAGAAAGGACCAAUAGGCGCCACACCUUCUCGCCGCAAUCAUUCUCUACUUACAGUUCUACCGACAUGGCGAGGUCCGCCUCUAGCAACGUCGCCGUCGCCCGCCCUAGGAGAGGAACAAUAAUACCCGCGCAGGCGCACCAACCUCGACGGUCCAUCGUCUCUUUCCAGGCAUUUCCACCUUACUCGAAUCCACAAACACCAUUUCCAGGCUCACGGCAAUCUUCAAUAUCGUCCGAGGUCUCACCCUUGCAUCACGCUCCCAUGGUCGGUUCGUACGAGGAAUCGAUACUGCGAGGCAGAAUGUCCACGACUCCGUCUCGGCCUUUGAACUUCAUAGCCAAGAUUGGUGUGCUUGGGAAAGGGCAAUGCAAGUCCAACUUGAAAUGUCCCCCGCACAUAGCCAUACCGUUUCCCGCUGUGUUCUACAGUUACAGUACCGGCAAUGGUCGAAUAUCAGAUGACUCACCAAGUCCGUAUGUUGGACUCAUAGAUUUGGAAAACUCUCUGUCGCCUCCAGAUGAAAGUAAAGAAUCGACUGGGACUAGGCGGAAAAGACGACAGACUACUUCGAAUACAGGCACGGAAGAAUUUAGUUUCAUAGCAGACUCGGAAGAGUUUGGAUCCCGGUCGCGAAUUCAGGAAGGUAUCCGCCGCCGGGAAAAGAAGAAAAGACGAUCCACCUCACCUAAAGCACCGCCUGGCGGAAGUUACCGCAUUCCUCAGGUGGGCCAGCUGCAGAUUGUCAUCAAAAACCCCAAUAAAACGGCCGUCAAGUUAUUCCUUGUUCCUUAUGAUCUCUCCGAUAUGGAACCCGGCCAGAAGACAUUCGUUCGACAGCGCAGCUAUUCAGCGGGUCCCAUCAUCGAUAUGCCUCUAUCGUCUCGCAAGAAUUUCGGCACAGAUCGCCCAGAAGCCGCACUUAGCAAUUCCGACGAUCCAAACGAUCGGCCUAUCCUGCGAUAUCUUAUACAUUUGAACAUGUGCUGCCCGUCGAAAGGCCGGUACUAUCUAUACAAGAGCAUUCGCGUGGUUUUCGCCAACCGGGUGCCAGAUGGCAAGGAGAAGCUUCGCAACGAGAUCCAGCUCCCGGAACCGCGCUUCAGCACGUACAAAGCCACGCGCGAUCCGCCCGCCUCUCAAGCCUCUUCGUCGGCAGCUGCUCAACUGACGGCCGAAAAAGCAAUGAAGCGUCGCAGUGCCGGUAUCCCGUGGGCUCACCAAGCCUACGACCAAUUAGACGGUCUCAACCCAGCCUUUCAAUAUCAUCACCCUCCACCGUUCCCCCCUCCAGCCGUGCAGUUCACUGGCGGACCUUCCCCUCGCUCCAGCAGCAACUUCAAUCCCACCCCUCAAGAUGCAUUCACGCCCAUUCCCUUCAGUCUGCCUCGCACACCCCCUUCCACCUCCCGGCCGCUAUCUCGUGCCAUGGAUGUGGACGAGCAUGGUUCUUUCGAAUCUCGCGCCGCUGACGACGUGAAAAGCAACGAACAAAGCAGCGCCACCGCGUUCGAGAAGCGAAACGUCGAUGCUUUUAGCGGCGUGACAUCUCCCGGAACUGGACUGCUUGCGAAAAGGCUGCAGGGUUUGGAUGUCCAACGAGGGGGUCGAGGGACGGGGAGUAUGUGA
Messenger RNA from Periconia digitata, 2382 nucleotides. NCBI's taxonomy places the organism in Eukaryota, Fungi, Ascomycota, Dothideomycetes, Pleosporales, Periconiaceae. The record is from the annotation of a GenBank genome assembly.